Fraxinus pennsylvanica is the source of this 495-nucleotide messenger RNA. The record is from the annotation of a GenBank genome assembly. Lineage: Eukaryota; Viridiplantae; Streptophyta; Magnoliopsida; Lamiales; Oleaceae.
AUGUCCGCGGCGCUAACACUCUCAUCCCUAAGACCAUGGCGUCCCAAUACCAUCUCCACCACCACCACCACCACCACCAGCAGACCGCCACUGCCGCAAGGAAGUGUUUCCUUUGCCGUUCAGAGCCUCAAAUUCGACUAUCAAGAUAAAGAAUCCACCCAAUAUAUUGGAGAUGCCAGUGCACUCAAAUCCAAUAAACCACUGCGAAACACCUUCAACAAGUCUAGAAAUCAACAAAAUCAAGAACCAAAAGACGAGCAAAAGGGGCAGCUGAGCGGUGCUGAUGUAUUAUGGGCUCUACAAAGAGCCAAUGCCCACAAAUCCAAGAAAAAGAAAGACAAAAGGGACACUAUAUCUAGAGAUAGAAAAUUUGUUGAACGAGAAAUCCAAGGGUCUGUAGAUUAUACUAGUGUUAGACCCUUAUGCAUCAAAACUGAAUGGACUGCCCGAUUGGAGGAAUUGGAGAGGCAGCUUCAGGAGCUUAUAGAUACUUAG